AUGGCGUUGACAUAUCAGCAGUCGAAGCUGGUGAAGAACACGGUCCCGGCCCUGCGGGAGCACGGCGAGAGGAUCACCUCGCUCUUCUACAACAGCAUGCUCCGGGACCACCCGGAGCUCAACAACUACUUCAACACGGUCAACCAGAAGAACGGCCGGCAGCCGCGCGCCCUGACCGCCGUCAUCCUGCAGUUCGCCUCCAACAUCAUGCACAUCAGCGAGCUCAUCCCCAAGCUCGAGCGCAUGUGCAACAAGCACUGCUCCCUCGGCAUCCAGCCCGAGCACUACGGCAUCGUCGGCAAGUACCUCAUCCAGGCCUUCGCCGAGGUGCUCGGCCCGGACAUGACCCCGGACGUCCGCGCCGCCUGGACCGCCGCCUACUGGGUCCUCGCCAAGAUGAUGAUCGGCCGCGAGACCCAGCUGUACAAGAACUUUGACCGCUGGGUCGGCUGGCGCAAGUUCAAGAUCGACCGCAAGGUCGCCGAGGCCGACGACAUGUACUCGUUCUACCUCGUCCCCGUCGACGGCCGGCCCCUGCCCUCCUUCCUGCCGGGCCAGUACGUCUCGCUGCAGAUCCACGUGCCCGACAUCGGCUACGACCAGAGCCGCCAGUUCUCGCUGAGCGAGGCGCCCCGGCCCGACUACUACCGCAUCUGCGUCAAGCGCGACCAGGGCAUGGUCUACCGCAACUCGGUCGCCACGAGCUACAUCAACCCGGGCAUCCUGACCAACGAGCUCAUCGACCACUACCACCCGGGCGACACCGUCGACCUGUCCCACCCGGCCGGCGAGUUCUUCCUCGACACCAACAACACCUCGAGCGUGCCCGUCGUGCUCGUCUCCGCCGGCGUCGGCGUCGCGCCCAUGGUCUCCAUCCUCAACACCAUCGCCGCCACCCAGCCGGGCCGCCAGAUCUCGUGGGUCCACGGCUCGCGCCGCACCGUGCCCUUCGACGAGCACCUCCGGAGCCUCCGGCGCCGGUUCCCGGACAGCCUGCGCACCAACAUCUUCAAGACGGACCUGGCCGGCAGCGACCUCGCGGGCGUGCACUACGACUUUGACGAGCGCGUCGACCUCGCCAAGGUCAAGCGCGAGGACCUGUUCCUCGAGCACGGCGGCACCGAGUACUACAUCUGCGGGCCCGAGCAGUUCAUGCUCGAGAUGGCCGAGUACAUCCGCGACCAGGGCGUCGACCUGCACCGUGUCAAGUUCGAGUUGUUUAGCACCGGGACGUUUGCCUCCACUAUGAAGUGA
Thyridium curvatum is the source of this 1254-nucleotide messenger RNA. RefSeq lists its product as uncharacterized. The transcript has a single exon. The record is from RefSeq and is a predicted model, not a curated record. Bases 1 to 1254 code for a protein of 417 amino acids. Gene Ontology annotation, biological process: cellular response to nitrosative stress; nitric oxide catabolic process. Gene Ontology annotation, molecular function: oxygen binding; FAD binding; nitric oxide dioxygenase [NAD(P)H] activity. Gene Ontology annotation, cellular component: intracellular anatomical structure. NCBI's taxonomy places the organism in Eukaryota, Fungi, Ascomycota, Sordariomycetes, Thyridiales, Thyridiaceae.